CGCCUCAGCCUUUCAGAGCACAUAGGACGGCCCGGCCAUGAAGCGGUCGCGUGAGGAAGAGAAUGGAGCUGAGCGCCCAGCAAAGGUACGGCGCGUUUCAAAUAUUGACAGGCUGUCAAGGCUGAGCGACGAGUUGCUGAUACGCAUCUUAAUGUUCUUGCCUGUGUCGUCUCUCUUGACUUCUCAGAGGAUAUCGAAGAAAUACAGUCGCCUCACGGUCGAUUCCGAGCUUUGGAAAGCAGCCUAUUACCACACAUUCGUACGCCCACGCGCAUCCCGCAUACCCGGCCCCAAGAGUCACGAUCGACUACACUACUCGUCACGGUUAUCAAAAUGGCUAGGUGACGGAGCAUUGGUAAAGCAGGGCGCCAACACGAAAUGGAAACAACAGUACCGCUUGCGCCACAAUUGGUCGCAAGGGAAAUGUGCUGUCAGUGAGAUCGUUGUGUCUGAGCAGCCACCAGAGCCACCACUGCUAGUCAUGAUGUCCAACGGUACUAUCUUUGCAGCAGAUUCGAUGAGUGGUCUGAGGGCAUGGAGUCUAAAGGGUGAGCGUGAGCUGCUUGCCUCUAUUUCACUCGGCGUGCCUGCAUCCGAAACCUUGUUGCAACCUGUGUCUAUGGCGAUCGAUUCGAACUCUGGACUUGGAGAUGGCAGGAACGAAACAGUCGUACUGAGCUUUGAAGACGGGUCAUUUUCGAUCUUCGCAUUAUGCCGGGACCGUAAGACCUUCAGCAUUCUGUUUACCCACCCACCUUCGUCGAAUGGAAUGGUGUCAGCGCUGGCAAUGUCAUGGCCAUAUCUUCUUACUAUGACAGAGGAUCACCUUUUGUCUCUUUAUGCCUUUGCUGAAGUGCAAGACACCGCCAUCGUACUUGAGCCUCCGCGACUUCUCUACUCAUUACGGUCUCACACAGCGUGGCCCCCAGUCUCUUUGUCCUUACGCACGACAGCAACAAGUAUGACCGCAGCGAUCGCAUACUCGUUACCCACAUACCUCUCCGGAUGGACAGUUGGUGUUCAAGAGCUAAACCUCUCUCACAAGGGCGAACUACUCGGGUCGCGGCUGGCCACUGCAGCCGACGAGCAUUCAUUUACACUCUCAACUUACCGAUCUUCCUCGUCGCUGUCUAGUCGUUCUUCUUCCCCUGGCACUUCGCGUGAGCCAUCGCUAUUAAGCCCGCCGAGGAAUUCCAAACCGACGUCAAUGUCAUAUUCCCAUCCAUAUCUCCUUGUCGCCCAUCCGGACAACACUCUUUCCCUCUAUCUUGUGAAGUCCACCGACUCUACGCUGUCCAUAAGCUCGGGUAAUCGCCUCUGGGGCCACACGUCCGCUAUCUCGGGUGCGCAUGUAGGGAUGCGUGGCAAGGCCGUUUCCGUCAGCAGAUUUGGCGACGAAUUGCGCGUCUGGGAUCUAGAAGGCGGCACAGCCUCUUUCGCAAACCGACGACGGUUUCGAGAUGGAAAGCUGAGUGUUAGAGUGCAGCCAUCGAGAGCUACGGGCAAACUACAAGACAGCCAUGAUGAGGGUGUUGAAAGUACUUCUGGGCUAAAAUUUGCGCUGGAUCAAAAGUUCGACGACUCUAGUGUGAACCGGGGCUGGGUAGGAUUUGAUGAGCACAACGUGCUUGUGCUGAAGGAGAAGAAAGAAGGAGGCCAAGCGCUGGUCGUGUACGACUUCACCUAGAAUUCAAGAGUGAAACAUGUCUGAGCUCGCCUGGAAGACUACCAAUUGUGGAUGCAAACACUUUUUUCGACUUAUAAGCAAUACACACUUUGUAAGAGACCUUGCUCGAGCUAGCUGUAUGGGCAUUGCAAUCAAUUGCCGACGCGGGUGUCGGGUUUUUCCACUUCUCCUCGUCGACGCGUAUGUAUCAUCAAUCAAUCCCUAUCUUCUCUAUAUGUUCACACAG
Messenger RNA from Boeremia exigua, 1913 nucleotides. Its product is annotated as F-box domain-containing protein. The coding region runs from base 38 to 1687 and encodes 549 amino acids. NCBI's taxonomy places the organism in Eukaryota, Fungi, Ascomycota, Dothideomycetes, Pleosporales, Didymellaceae. The record is from RefSeq and is a predicted model, not a curated record. The transcript is spliced from 2 exons. Gene Ontology annotation, molecular function: protein binding.